AUGCCUCAGAUGCCGCAACAGCAGAUGCCGCAACAGCAGAUGCCUCAGCAGCCCAUGCCCCAGAUGCCCCAGAUGCCCCAGAUGCCUCAGAUGCAACAGCCCCAGAUGCCUCCUCAGCAGAGACCACCGCCCAUGAUGAACGGCCAUCAACCGUUCCUUGCGCACAUGAACGGCCCUCACAUGGCCCCCGGUAACCCAAACAUGGCCGCACGGCCGCCGCCCGUCCAGCGACAACCGCCAGAACGCCGGGCCAAGCACUCCGUCGAGAUCUCGGACCUGAGUCUCAAGAACGAGACCGAAGUCGACGCUCGCCAGAAGCUCUCCAGCAUCGUCGUCAUUCGCCACGAGAAGUUUGCCAACCCCAACGAGCUGGACGAGGAAGGAUAUCCCGUCACGCCGUCGUGGGAACGCGUGACGCGCACAGAAGAGGCCGACAUCCCGCAGCAGGAGGCCAAGCGAAAGAUCCGCGAGCUGGCCAAGGAAGGCUCCGUGGUCGAUAAGAAGGCCGAGCUCCACCAGUACAUCCAGCGCCAGCUCGAGGAGACCCAGGCUCGCCUUGAGGAGAAAGACCCAGACUCCCGCUAUCAGUACGUCUUGGUCCAGCUAGACUGGAAGAUCAAAAAAAUCGACGAGAGCUCCGUGUACUACAAGACGGAGAAGAAGAGCAAGGACAGGGACAAGAAGGACAAGAAGGAUGGCAAGAAGAGCAAGAAGGACAAGGAGUACAAGAUUGAGAUAACAAAGUCCAAGUCCAAGUCCAAAUCCAAGUCCAAGACCCGGAAGGAGCGCAUCUCUGUCACGGCGUACUUCAAAAGGACCCCCAGAGACAACGAGAACGCGCUCAAGAUGCUGGACGAGAUCCGAAAGUCCAAGAAGCCGCAGCCACAGGUCCAGCCGCAUCAGCAGCAACAACAACAGCAACAGCAACAGCAGCAGCGGCCUGCCGCCAUCCCCCACCCCAACAUGGGCCAGGGCCCUCUCAUGGGUCAGCCCAUGCCUCAUUUCCCACCACAGCAGCAUCAACACCAGCAGGCUCAGCCGCCGCCGCAGGCGAUGCCACAAAUGCCUCCUGUGCCACCCAUGAACCAUCAGCCACGGCCGCAGCAGCCGCCCAUGGGCUUCCCGAUGGGAGGCCAGCCCGUCGGUCAGCAACCCGUCGGCGGCGGGCACAUGGGCGGGCAGCCGUUUGUGGGACAGCCCAUGGGCGGGCAGCCGGCUGGACCGCGACCGGGACAUGUCGGCGGACAGGGCCAGCAGGGCCGAGGCGCAAACAUCGAAGUCGUGCCGCCAGCCGGCAAAGGCCUCAAGCUGUACUUUGGGUCAUCGCCCCGCGAUUCAAGGAGCUCCUUCACUUCCGACGACGGCUGGGACUCGGACGGGAGCGAGUACAUGACGCCGGAGUCGUCCAUUGGAUCCAGUUCCCGCCGCUCUCAUCGUGGAAGGUACAGGAGCCGCAGCCGUCACCGCCAGCGCGAGCGGCCAGAGUGCUUUGGUCUCGAGGUGCCUCGUCGUCACUCGAAGCGGGACGUCGAUUACAUCACCGCCGGCGCCUCCAACAGAGAGCCGGCCUCCCCCGGUCCCAAGGCACUCACGCCGGCGCUAGACGUCGACAGGCUGCUCGAGCAGGCAUAUCGAAGCGGCCGAGAGGAUGAGGCCACACGCGGUUCGCUUCGGCCCAAGGUCAUCCAGGCAGGGUCCCCCAUCUUCCGUCGGCUGCCAGAACACGAGGCUCGGCGAGAGGUCUUUGCGGACGACCUUGACAGGAUGGGAGACGACCUGUACCGGACCAGGCUGGACGAUGAGAUCCGGCAGAGUCGGGACCUGCGCCGGAUGCAAGAGGCCCAGUACGAGCGGCAGCGAGACGACCUGGAACGCGACCGAAGAAUGCAAGACAGGCUCGGGCGAUAUGACCCAAUGGACAGGAUCCCCCGGGCAGCCGUUGACGGACGGGACUACCUGCGCUACAGGGACGACUUCCGCGAGUCGCGGGUUGUCGAGCCCAGCAAUCCCUUCCGCAGGUCGGCAUCUUAUUACGUCGCGCGCUCACGGUAAUUGGGGAAAGAAAGGUCAGGCCCUCGUCCCGGGCCGAUGAAUCUGUAAUAUGUUUUUCUCUUUGAGGGGGCGGGGCAGCAGUCGCGGCGAAGAGUUUGAAGAGGCAUGGCGCACUGCUUGACAGAGUGUUGAAUGGGGGCUUGGGUCUGCUUUUGCCGCUUUGACACGAUAUACACGCUGAAUACGGGGAGGGGAUCAGUAUCACCACCACUAUACCACCAGGUUUAUGUACUUGGCACAGCCGGUUUCUACCUGUCUUGGGUCUUUUUUCUUUGUUUGUGCUCUCUCUUAGAACUUAAUCAAUGGAGCGAUUCAAUGCG
Purpureocillium takamizusanense is the source of this 2372-nucleotide messenger RNA. RefSeq lists its product as uncharacterized. Lineage: Eukaryota; Fungi; Ascomycota; Sordariomycetes; Hypocreales; Ophiocordycipitaceae. The transcript has a single exon. The record is from RefSeq and is a predicted model, not a curated record. Bases 1 to 2052 code for a protein of 683 amino acids.